AUGAUCAAGACAGUGGUCAAGGAUGUCAAAGGCAGUAAAGGGGAGGGCUGGGAGGAGGCUGUUGGUGACUUCUGGGGACCAGACUCAAAGGAGCAGUGGAAGAGCAUGAAUAGCAAAGCUGUCCCUAAAAGUAGAAAAAAAAUACAUGAUAAUGAAAGAGCAGCAGCUGAAGGAGAAGCAGAGACAAGUGAGGAGCUUUUCAAAGCAGAGCUGUCCCGAGCUCACAACACCACAGUGUUCCAGGGCCUGGCGGGCCAGUCCCUCCGGGUCUCCUGCCCCUAUGACUCCUUGAAGCACUGGGGGAGGCGUAAAGCCUGGUGCCGCCAGCUGGGUGAAGAGGGCCUGUGCCAGCGGGUGGUCAGCACCCACAGAUCAUGGCUGCUGUCCUUCCUGAAGAGGCAGAAUGGGAGCACUGCCAUCACAGACGAUGCCCUGGGUGGCACACUUACCAUUACACUGCGGAAUCUUCAAGUCCAUGAUGCUGGCCUCUACCAGUGUCAGAGCCUCCGUGGUAGCGAGGCUGACACCCUCAGGAAAGUCCUAGUGGAGGUGCUGGAAGACCCUCUUGAUCGCCAGGACCUUGAUGAUCUCUGGAUCCCCGAGGAGUCCCAGAGCUUCGGGGAUGCCCAGGUGGAGCACAGCAUCUCCAGGAGCUUCUCGGAAGAGGAGGUCCCCUUUCCACCCACUUCCAUCCUUUUCCUCCUGGCCUGCAUCUUUCUCAGCAAGCUUCUAGCAGCCAGCGCCCUCUGGGCUGUGGCCUGGCAUGGGCAGAAACAGGGGACAACCCUGGCCAGACAGGAGGACUGUGACUAUGACCCAGGUUACCAGCUCCAAACUCUGACAGGGCUCAGAGACACCUGAGAGGAGAGGACUCUACGUGGGAGGAGAGGGCCUGGAGGUCUGCAGAGACCACCCCAGCCUGCACACUCGCC
Messenger RNA from Pteropus alecto (black flying fox), 932 nucleotides. It is a transcript of the gene TREM2, whose product is annotated as triggering receptor expressed on myeloid cells 2. The record is from RefSeq and is a predicted model, not a curated record. NCBI's taxonomy places the organism in Eukaryota, Metazoa, Chordata, Mammalia, Chiroptera, Pteropodidae. Gene Ontology annotation, cellular component: cell surface. The coding region runs from base 1 to 861 and encodes 286 amino acids. Gene Ontology annotation, molecular function: signaling receptor activity. The transcript is spliced from 5 exons.